UUCCUCCUCGUCCCCACCCAAAAUGACGGCAAUCACCAGGAAUCUGCCCUGGUUCAUCAAGGACCUCGGUGUCUCCAUCGUUGGCCAGAAAUGCUACACGUCCAUCGUCGAGAACCUGAAUGUAGCCGACAUUGAGUGCUUGAAGUACUCGCUCUCCAAGGGCCUUGGGCUCGGAAUUGUCGUCGGAGGGUCGAUCAUGAAGGUCCCCCAGCUGCUGCUCAUCGUAUCCGCACGUUCCGCGCGCGGCCUCUCGCUCACCGCCUACGUGCUCGAGACCCUUGCCUACGCGAUCACCCUCACCUACUCCUACCGCAACGACUUCCCCUUCUCAACCUACGGCGAGAACCUCUUCCUCACCCUUCAGAACGUCGUCAUCACCCUCCUUAUAGUCCAUUACAACCCUCCCGCCUCCCUCGCCGCGCGCAGCUCUCUCCAGCGCACAAUAAUCUCCCUCCAGGCCGCGAUCGCCUUCGCCGUCGCGCUCGUCGUCCUCCCCCACUCCACCAUCGCGCUCUUCCAGCUCGCGACCCUCCCGCUCUCGCUUUUCUCCAAGCUACCGCAGAUCCGGCAGAACCACCGCGCGCAAAGCACCGGUCAGCUCUCCGCUUUCGCCGUCAUCUCCCAGGUCGGCGGCUGCCUCGCCCGCCUCUUCACCACCGCAACGGAGGUCGGCGACCCCAUCGUCAGCGCCGGCUUCGCACUCGCCCUCGCCCUCAACGUCGUCCUCGGUAUUCAGAUGUGGAUGUACUGGGGCAAGGAUGCGAAGGAUGUCGAGGAUGGACCCACGAUCGGCGUUUCGGACGAGAAGAGGCCCGAGCAUCACUGGACGCCUGCCGCGCACAAAGUCGAAGUCAUCGUCCCUCCCGCGUCCCCUGGCCGCGCCAGCCCUCGGCCAGGCGCCAGGAGGUGGUCGAGGAAGGUCGAUUGACCUCUCUACGCGAGUCGUGUUCCGCCUGUAAUCGUAUUUGAUCAUCUCGCUAUUUCCUGGUUAUCCUAGUGCACACUGCGUAUAUAUAAUUUGCGUUACAACGUCG
Messenger RNA from Trametes versicolor FP-101664 SS1, 1034 nucleotides. RefSeq names its product mannose-P-dolichol utilization defect 1 protein. Bases 23 to 928 code for a protein of 301 amino acids. The transcript has 3 exons. The record is from RefSeq and is a predicted model, not a curated record. NCBI's taxonomy places the organism in Eukaryota, Fungi, Basidiomycota, Agaricomycetes, Polyporales, Polyporaceae.